GGGAGCCCCCGCGACCCGGAAGCAGCCGUGGGCGUCGGAGCGGACGGGCGGGACCGGCGCGGAUGUGGCGAGGCUGCUGAACGCAGGUUCCGCGGUAUGGCGGGGACGGCGUUGAAGAGGCUGAUGGCCGAAUAUAAGCAAUUAACCCUGAAUCCUCCAGAAGGAAUUGUGGCAGGCCCCAUGAAUGAAGAGAAUUUUUUUGAAUGGGAGGCAUUGAUCAUGGGCCCUGAAGAUACUUGCUUUGAGUUUGGUGUGUUUCCCGCCAUUCUGAGUUUCCCACUUGACUACCCCCUGAGCCCUCCGAAGAUGAGGUUCACCUGUGAGAUGUUCCAUCCCAACAUCUACCCUGACGGCAGAGUCUGCAUCUCCAUCCUGCAUGCCCCAGGUGAUGACCCCAUGGGCUAUGAGAGCAGUGCCGAGCGGUGGAGCCCAGUGCAGAGUGUGGAGAAGAUCCUGCUUUCGGUGGUGAGCAUGCUGGCAGAGCCCAAUGAUGAGAGUGGAGCAAACGUAGAUGCUUCCAAGAUGUGGAGGGACGACCGUGAACAGUUCUACAAGAUCGCCAAGCAGAUCGUCCAGAAGUCUCUGGGGCUCUGAGGCUACACCGUGUGCACACUGUACAGUCCAGCGCUGUCCUCAAGAACACGUGGCGACAGUGCUGCCAUGCCAACACCAACAGGCAGCGCAGGGCCACAGCCCCCAUUGUUUCUUCCUUUACCCCAGACAGGCAGCUCCCCUGAGAUCAUGACUGGAAUAAUGACAGUGUGCUGCAAUAGACUCCUCCUGCCGCGCCUCGGGAGGGUCCGGCUGUCCUCACUACCUCUCCAGCCAUGGGCUCCUCAGCUCUGCUCCUUCCUGCAGUGCUGACGACCUGUCCUGUCGUCUGCCAGGGACUGGGCACCAGUGCCGCUCCUUCUGAGGACAUGGGCCUUGGAAAAGCAGUGCAGGCCUGUCCCUGCCUCUCAGUCCCUGGUGUCCCGGAAGCUUCUGAGCUUCUGUUGACACUUUGCACUUAGAAGCCUACUUUGCCUUUGGCAUGGUGACAGAGGCUUGCUGUGUGCGUCACAGAUGUCACCGUAGCCCCUUCCAGGGGAUGCUUUGUAAAUGAGUUCAUGAGAAGAGGGGACGUGGGUCAGCAGCACGGCUGCUUUUUCUGGUUGCAUCCAUGUCUGAGUUAGUGUGCACACUAGAACAGGCGGGGCUGCCGGAGCUUCAGGGCGGGGCUCCCCUGGCGGCUCUGCAUACACAUCAUGGCCGCACCAGGCUUAGCUCUUGGAUCAAAUUGUUCUUCGCUGUCAGGGUUGGAAGGGGAUCGGCCACUGGGUGCUCAGCAGAGGUGCGCCUUGUGAGCUGGACGGGCUGGGGCGCUGCUGUGGUGCAGGCCAGGGUGGAGGGGGACAGCAGGACCUGCUGAGCGACAGUGCCCGAGCAGGCCCCACAAGCAAUAACAGAUCCGUGGUAGAAGUGGAUGCUUGGCCUUUUCUAAACAGGUUACAGUUAAACACGAGUUUUUAUCUCUAAGCUGCAGCGUGUCUGGGGGUGUGCAGCAGAUCUUACUGCACAUUGUCUGCUCUUGUCCCGUGCCCACGUCAGUGGCCAGCACUGCGUGCUUCAUGGUGUUAAUAGUUGCCAGCUCUGGGGCUCCACCUUGUGCUUUCCUUCUCCCAGGGGACUUCGGUCUAUUUGAAAUGCAACAGAGUCUGCUGUUGGGAGGUACAGGAGAAGGGAAUUGUACCGAAAUAGUAUUUGUAGGCCAUUGAGAUGAAGCCCUCUCUGUAAGGAAGUGUGUCUGUGUGGGGAGAUGUCCACACAGAUGGUCACAGGGCAUGUUGUCAACCUCAGGUCUCCCUGGCGUAGGGGGUGGGGGAAGGAAGAGAGGCAGUCUCUUUACAAAACAAAGUAUUUUUAUUCAUUUGUAUUUAUUAAAUGAAAAAAAAAAAAGAAUUCUCUGGUGUCCCUCUUCUGAGGUGGACUUUAAUUGCUGUUAAAUAAAAUUGUGUACCUGUCCUCA
This is a messenger RNA of Arvicanthis niloticus (Nile rat), 2008 nucleotides long. It is a transcript of the gene Ube2g2, whose product is annotated as ubiquitin conjugating enzyme E2 G2. Lineage: Eukaryota; Metazoa; Chordata; Mammalia; Rodentia; Muridae. The record is from RefSeq and is a predicted model, not a curated record.